Sarcophilus harrisii (Tasmanian devil) is the source of this 4585-nucleotide messenger RNA. It is a transcript of the gene ZWILCH, whose product is annotated as zwilch kinetochore protein. Gene Ontology annotation, biological process: protein localization to kinetochore; mitotic spindle assembly checkpoint signaling. The transcript is spliced from 19 exons. The record is from RefSeq and is a predicted model, not a curated record. NCBI's taxonomy places the organism in Eukaryota, Metazoa, Chordata, Mammalia, Dasyuromorphia, Dasyuridae. The coding region runs from base 79 to 1845 and encodes 588 amino acids. Gene Ontology annotation, cellular component: RZZ complex.
UGACGAGCCUGUGACGUUAGCUGUGGAGUGCGCACUUGUUCGCAGACGUGGCUCGGGAGCUCUGAACCUGCGGACGCUAUGUUGCCCAACGUGAAUGAGUCGGCUUCGGCCCUUUACGACCUUCUCAUUAAAGCAAUGGAAGAAGUAAAGAAAGAUCCAUUUUUCUAUGAGACUGAUGUCCAAGUGAAAUUGAUUAAUGAAAAUCGGGCAAAUCCUUUGGAAGGUUUUGGAAGUAGAUAUGGCAUGAGAUUUAUUAUGGAGAAAGUGCGUUCAAAAGAAAAAGAAACUGAGAAUAUGGAAGAAUCACAAUCUGAAGAAUCAGUUAUUUCUGAUAUACCCAUGAAUGGAAAUUCUGGACCACUUGCUUUACCUGUUAAGAGAGCCAGGCAGCUGAUUGGACUUUACACAAUGACACAAAAUCCUAAUAUGACCCAUUUGAAGAUUAAAAGGCCAAUUAAACCUCUUCCUCCCUUGUGGGUAAAAUGUGACAGCUCAGAUCCUGAAAGUACCUGUUGGCUAGGUGCUGAACCUAUUAGAACAAAGAAGGGCAUCACAGGAAUUGUAUUGCAAGUGGUCACAUGUAAAGGUCCCACACCUGAAAAAAACUCUUCUGUAAACCUUGAAGAAUUGAAAAGUUCACAUCUGAAAAGACAUAAGUCAUCUACCGUAACAACCAGAGGUUUUGCUCAAUAUGAACUAUUUAAAUCCACUCCUUUAGAUGAUUCAAUUCCCUUUUCAUAUACUACGAUUGGUUUGGAUAUUUCAUGGAGUCCUGUGGAUGUGCUUCUCCAAACACCACCUCUCACUUCUGCUUCAGUAUUGAACAUUAAAGUGGAACCUGGAGAUCCUAGAAGCCCUUUGUAUCAUCUGCAUAGAGAACUGAAGUUUCUAAUUGCCUUGGCUGAUGGAUUGGCGACUGGUAUUACUGAGUGGCCUGAACCUACAGAGACUAAAUCAUCUGUUGACCUUGUUCAGGAAUUUCUCAAUGAUUUAAAGAGUAAGUUGGAUGGAAUUGAUACUUCAGCAAAAAAAGUCAAGGUAUUGAAAUGUGAUACUGCUGCAGUUGACGAUUCCAUUAAGUGUCUUUUUACAGUACGAGGUGAUCUGGAUUUCACUGAACAGCUGUGGUGCAGAAUGAGAAUGAGUGUUGCUUCAUAUCAAGAUUUGGUGACAUGCUUUACGUUGAUCUUACAGUAUUUAAGACGUGGGGAUGUACAGCCAUGGCUCCACAGAGGGAGUAGUGGUUUGCUAAGUAAGCAUAUUCAGCAAUCUUACCAUGGAGCCAUGGAUGUAAUUCCACUCACUGGUACCACUCCAAUUCGAAUGCUUUUGGAAGUUGGUUUGGACAAAAUAAAGAGAGAUUACAUUAACUUUUUCAUAGGCAAGGAGCUUGCAUCAUUGAAUCACUUGGAUUACUUUAUUUCCACAUCCAUAGAUACACAAGAACAAGUACGUCGUGUUAGGAAACUCCACCACAUUCUAGAAGUUGUGAUCAGUUGCAUGAUGUACCUUAAACUUCCACACGAAAUCCUAUUCACUUUAGCACAGUCUUGCAUUCUAUAUUAUAAGAGAAAUCCUCUCAAUGAGAAACAUACAUUUCAGCUGCCGAUCAGACCAAUUGUCAUAAAAAAUUUCUAUCAGAGUGAGACUCCAAAAAAAUGGAGAGUGGAAAUAAAUAGUGGACAGAAGGAAGUUAAAACACUUUGGCAACUGAGUGACACUCCAUCAAUAAGCCACCUGAAUUUUAACAAAGAAGAUCUGUCCGAGUCGACAUUCAACAACAGUCUUGAAGAAAAAAUGUUUUUCACUAACAUGGUUGCCUGCAGCAAAGUGCAUUUCACAUAAAGUAUGUUGAUAUCAUCCUUAACCAAAAAGGAAACUCUGCAGGCCUUUGAAACCAAAUGAAGAUGACAACACUAAACUUUAUAUGGAAUGAAGCUAUUUUGUUAGUAACCUUUUAUUAGUAAUCUUUUCUUAGCUUUGCUUCCGAAGAAGGAACAUCAGUAGAACUGCACUUAUAAGUAUGCAGAGUGUGCAAACUGUAGGCACCACAAUCUCUGUAACCAUUUGCAUGUGAUGUAACAAAGGUUCUGAAAUGUAAGAAGACAGGGACCAUACAUAAGUCAAUAUUUCAUUGUUUCAGCUGAUGUAACUUUACCGAAAGAUUAAUAAUAUUGAAAAAUCUUUAAAAGAUCAGUUCACGUUUUCACCUAUUUAGAUUUACUAUAUACUGGCACCUAAAUAAUUAAAUGUUGGGAAUUAACUGUAAUAGCAUUCCUUAAAAUGAUUUAUAGAAAAUAGAAGGCAAAGUACUUAGGAUUUACUGCCUUUCAAAUUUAGAGAAAUCUUAAACUAUAUCUUUGCUUCUAAAUGCAUGCAAAUUUUUUUGGUUUUGAAUUUGUUUUGUCUAUGAGCAGCCAAUCUCUGAAUAAUAGCAAAAAUAUUCUACUUUUUUUUCUUACUUUGGUUGGGUGGAAGGAAACAUAAAAGUUGGGGAGAAACAAAGACAAUUGCCAGAAGAAAGUUUGGAAGCACUUAGAAACUUUUGGCAUUGUUAAUAAUAGAAGUAUAAUUAAACAGGUUGUGUGAGAAAUUAUGUUAAGUAUUAGAUAUUAUAUAUAUCAUCUUCAGUAAUGGAACAAUUAAUAUCUUUAGAGUAUAUUGUAGCUUUGUAGGGAAUGCAGUAUUAGUUUGUACUUAAACUAUUGGAAUAUUUAACACUACUUUUUUAUAUUAAGACUAUACUAUCUCAUUUUGUAUUUUUUUUUUAAUCUUUUCCGCUCCUGUUUUUCAAAUGGGUGCCUUAAUAUGAUUCAGUAUUUUUCCCUACCAAAUAGAAAUUUUUAGCAGAUUUUGAAAUGACAGCCUAGCUUUACAGAUAGGCUUAUGCCAAGUUAAAAGUAUUAAAAUCUAGAGCAGCACGUCAUUUCUUAGUAAGCUAUGGUUUUUUAUAUUUUCUUAUUUUUCAUGUUUUCUGGGCGUGUUUUUGCCUAAAUCUCCUAACUGGAAUGUUUAGAGACAGAUUUUUUUCUAUUAUUCUUUUAGUUACCAUUGCAUUAGAAACGCUGAUGUGCAAUAUAUAAAGUGCCCCUUUGUUUUCAGAUUGGUGCCAGUUUUUUGUUUUUUUGGGUUUGUUUUGUUUUGUUUUGUUUUUUGGUACUACCCUCCCUUCCCCUCCCCCCCCCCCCCCCCAAAAAAAAAAAAAAGACCAAUUCAUAAAACUCUCAAGUUUGUUAGUUUGCCUUGGCUAUCAGUAUGCAUCAGUUUGCUUUAUUAGGAGCAAUGUAGUAUAUUAUAAACAUUGCCUCUGUAUUUGUAACUAUCAUGUUAUUAAAGCAUUCUUUUUUUCAUUUUAAGAUAUUUGUAGUUAGCAAUUUAGCAUUUGCUUAUAGGUAAAGUAAGAAUUUGUUUUUAUUUUAAAUAGACGUUAGAAAGUGACUUCAGGAACAUAUAUGAUUUAUGUAAUUCUGGAUAUGACCAUGACAUUUAGUGCACCAAAGAUAGGGACAGAAUAUUUACCUGCAGCAAGGAUCUGGUUGGUGGUAGAACAGGUUUCUGUGGCUAUGCUGUACCAUCUUUCCACCUGGUUAAGAUUAGCUUGAUAAGUAAUGGUUUCUUAGUAGUCAAAGUUUUAGCCUGUUUAAAUCAGUCAGCAAAUACUCAGUGUUCCCUGUGCAGAAUUUUUUUUUUUUUUUUAAGUUUUGUUCUUUGUCUUCAAGUUACCCCAAAAUAAAAAUGAGACAACUCACUUCCCUUAAGGAAUUUGAGUUCUUGCCCAUUUUAGAACACUUGAGUUCCCUUGGAGGUCUUCAUAUGUUCACAGAUAAGUAAGUACAGAAUACAUGACAAAUAGUGGAUGGUGUAAAAACAAUCAUGGAAGCCCUCUUGAAAGGACCUCCAAGGGAACUCAAGUGUUCUAAAACGUGCAAGUGAAGAAAGCCAGCAUUCCAGGCAUGGGAAAGAGUUUAUGCCAGAGGCACUGAGGUAGAGGAUGAAUGUCCCAGACGAGAGAUGGUAAAUAAUCCACUUUGGCAGAUCAUAGAGCCUGGGAGGGGAAAUGAUGUGUAACCAGCAUGGAAAUAAGUCUGAAGCUUAAUUGUGAUGGGUAAACAGAAAUUGUUCUAUUUUAUAUUAACAUUCUGCUAGGUACAAAUACAAAGAAAGAAGAAGCUAAACAUAGCUUGUUGACCUCAAGUAGCCAACAAGCUAAGAACAGGAAAACUGACUGCCCUCUUUUUGCCUCCCUUCCCCCCCCCCCCCCCCCCCGUGUCUUUUCCACUAAUCAUAGAACAGAGUAUGUGCAGUUUUUGAAUAUUCUUUUUUUCUCUAAUAUUUUCUCACAUUAUAUCCCCAAAAGCUUUAAAGUUACUAAAUAUAGAAUUUAGAUAUCUUUCCCAUGAAAAGUUUUGGAGCCAUCUGAUGGAAUGGACUGGACAAUCUUGAUUGAGAAACAGCAAGGUAUCUUAUGUUUAGAAAUGUUAGAGAGCACAAUCAUCCUUUGCUUUUAGUUAGCUUACCAUGUAACCAUUUAUACUAUGUUAAAUUGUGUUAUUCAUAUAUCAAUAAAUAUCUGUAUUCAUGAAUA